GGACUCGGGCGUCUGGUCGCCUACUGAUUGCGUAGCGGGUGGGGCCGGAAGUGCUGCUCCCGGGUGGGGGCUGUUCAUGGCGGUUUCGGGGUCUCUAACAGUUUGGCAGGUUGAGGUCCAAGAACCUCCCGAAGCGGGGUCAGCGGAGCUUGAGGUUUUUGCUGGUGUGAAAUGACUGAGUACAAACUGGUGGUGGUUGGAGCAGGUGGUGUUGGGAAAAGUGCUUUGACAAUCCAGUUAAUCCAGAACCACUUUGUGGAUGAAUAUGAUCCCACCAUAGAGGAUUCUUACCGAAAACAAGUGGUAAUUGAUGGUGAGACUUGUCUGUUGGACAUACUGGACACAGCUGGACAAGAGGAGUACAGUGCCAUGAGAGACCAAUACAUGAGGACAGGCGAAGGAUUCCUCUGUGUAUUUGCCAUCAACAAUAGCAAAUCAUUUGCAGAUAUUAACCUCUACAGAGAGCAGAUUAAACGAGUGAAAGACUCUGAUGAUGUGCCUAUGGUGCUGGUCGGGAACAAAUGUGACUUGCCAACAAGGACAGUUGACACAAAGCAAGCCCAUGAGCUGGCCAAGAGUUAUGGAAUUCCAUUCAUUGAAACCUCAGCCAAGACCCGACAGGGUGUGGAAGAUGCCUUUUACACACUAGUAAGGGAGAUACGCCAGUACCGAAUGAAAAAGCUCAACAGCAAUGAUGAUGGCACUCAAGGUUGUAUGGGGUUGCCCUGUGUGGUAAUGUAAUAAGACCCUUUAGAAGUCUGUCAUCAGAAAAGAGCCACUUUCAAGCUGCACUGAUGCCCUGGUUCUGACAACCCUGGAGGAGAAGUGUCCCUGCUGCUCUCUGCAUCUCAUUGAAGCUCCUGCUUCCUGCUUCUCUGACUCAAUAGAUGAGCACAGUCAUCUAAUCUGAGACCUCCUCAGAAUAACUACCUCCUCACUCGGCUGUCUGACCAGAGAAAUGCGCCUGUUACUCCCCAGUAAUUUUCUGAUCUGGGUUCUCCUCCUUAGAAACAAACACCCUCUGCCAACCGGGUUUGUCCUCUGAAAAGCAAUUUACACUCUGAUACAGAGAACCAAACUGUAUACAUGCAAUUCUGUUGAUAAGUUUCUUAAGCUCUAAGGUAGCAACUGCUGGGGUUUUUUUGUUUUUUGGUUUUUUUUUUCUCCCUCUCCUAACUGUUGAACUUGGCCUUGUUAGUUUGGGGGGCAAUGUCAUAAAUUACUGUUUUCCUAAGAAUACAACUAUUGUUGUUGAUUGGUUGAUUUGUACUGUGAUGAGCUCUAUUCUAUAAACUGGCAUCUGCUCUGUGUUCAUAAAUGCAAACAUGAAUACUGACUUGAGUCCAUCCUAGUCUUCUCAGCUGCAUGAAAUUAAAUCCAACUUUCACAGCAAAGUGCCUUUUUCCUAAAAGUGGUCUGUAAGCUUCCUUUACAAUUUGUAAGUGGGAUAGACGUUUCAAGAACCAUUAUAUAGGAAAGUGACUAUGAGCCAUCUAUCUUUGAGGGAAAGGUGUAUCCACCCGAUGGCAGAUGCCAUGUCUAUGUACAUGAAGAUAGUUUCCCUGUUUGGGUUCUCCCAAGAGAAAGAUGAUACUGAAACAAUUAUGAGUAAUUUCACUUAAUUUUCAUCUAAUCUUUUUUCUGGUAGAUUACUACCUAUGAAUAUUUCUAAUUUCUUCUAGUUAACUGAUACUCUAGUAUUCAAUGAACUUCCAUUAUAACCAAAUUUGGGUCAUACUAGGAAAUUCCAUCUAUAGUUAGUCAAAUACUAUAAAAAUUGGUAUGUUAUUAUUUUAUAGCUAUGAUCAAUGAUUCUUCCAAACUCAAAUAUAGUUUAUUAGCAGACAGAUUAUAUCUUUGCUGCAAUGUUUCCUCAUGGCAUAGAGAGAGAGAGAGAGGGAGGGAGGGAGGGAGGGAGGGAGGGAGAGAAAGAGAGAGGGGAGUUGCCCUUAGUCCCCUUCUUACUCUCCCCCUUGCCUCAUCCUAUAACAGUUCAGGCAUCCCACAGGGGCUUGAAUAAUUAUUUCAGUUGGAUAAACCAUGGUGCUAAUGGACCAAGGUCAUGGUUUCAAAACUUGAGCAAGCCAGAUAGCAUCACAGAAAAAAUUCACCCAUUUUUGCUCCCUGCCCGUUACUUACAGAUUUUUUCCUGGUGCCUGCUGUUAACGCUACAAGAUAAAAGUGUGGUCCUAUACCAGGACUGGAAACACUUGGUGUGCAGUGGGAUAAGCUUAGAAAUUUUUACAAUUUCAGACCCUUAUUUUUAGCCACAUGGAAACUAAAGCCAGAGUUCAAAGCUCUGUCUCUCUCCCCUUUCGGCUAACUGUUCUUUAAUCUAUAUAGCUUUUUAAAAGUAUUUAAAAUAUGUCAAUAAAUAAGUGUUCCAAAUAACAAAAGCUGAUGCAUUUGUACAAAUCAAGAGGGCUUCUUUGCUGUUUGAGAAAGGAAUGUAAAAUGCCAUUAAUGCUUGGUAUAUAGGGCUUGGUAUUUCCAUUUGCAGGUAAUUCAUUAGUAGGUUUUGUUUUUUGUGAUAAUACUUAAACUCAGCUCAGUAAUUCUGAUGAAAAAGUAAAAUUGAAUACCUUGAUUGAAAAAAUGAAACUAAUUCCAAAAUAGCACUUUCUCUUCUGUUCUUGUAAAACCUAAAAACCUGAAAUCCUCUGGGUUCUUUGUGACAGGACCUUGCUGUGUAGUUCUGGCUGGUAUCAAAACUCUCAGCAGUCAGUCCUCUUGUGUAAACUUGUGCUGGAAUUACAGGCACGAUCCACCGCACCUGGCUGAUCCUUUACUUUCUAAUAUGAAUUUUCAUUGUUAGGCAAAUUCCCCAUCACCAUGGAACUAAUUCAGAAGAGAGAAGAAACAUACACUGUGCUUCUCAGUGCUAAUGCUGGGACCAUUCAAGUGUGGUUUGCAUUCCUAAACACUGCCUUUUAGAGCAUUGCUCUGUCAUCUUUCUGAAGCUGCUGAGGCCAUCACCUCGGGCUUGUUCUGUUUUAAUGUGUCUCUGUGACUGGUGAUGUAUACCUAAAAAGUCUAUUAAACUUAGUGUCCGUUUAGGGAGAAAGUUACUCCUCUUGGCUUCUUUUGACCAUAUUCUUUGUAUGUGUAUGUCUUUAGUUGGUGUCCAGUUUGUUCUGAGCACAGUAAUACAUAUACAAAAGGAGCCAAUUGAGGCUUCAGAUGCUCUUGGUAGCUUAUGUCCCACAGGGUAUAGAUUUUGGUCCAACAGUGACAAACUUAAAAGCUGAGUAGUUGGGGUGGUAUCAAAAAGUGGAUUUAGAAUGUGUGGUUACUAAAGAGAGUUCUGGUUUACCUCAAAAUCGCAAAGCCUCUCUUCCUGAAUUUAAGUGCCUGGCCAGCUGUCACAAAUGAACAUAUUCCUUUAAGGCAGUUAGUUAGUUAUUUUAAGCUUUGUUCACACAUUGGAAAGUAUGAAAAUGAAGUGUUCUAAGAGCUAUGAUACCUAACCUGUGUAAGCCUGUUCAAUGCUGUUUGCUCCAGCACUUAACAGUGUGAGUUGGUAACACAGAACUGUGUUUACCUAGUGUUCCUGUAGGAAUGCUGUGUGUGACGUGUGAUGUGGAUGUGGUUGGUUUUAGUCAGCCACCUGUAGAAUCAGCCUUUUAACUGCUGUGAACUUUCUCAUGACUUGAAUAUGAAGAUAGACAAAAACUUUAUAAGGAGAAAUGUUUGUUUUCCUCAUUCCAGAAUGUGUGAGCUUAGUCUUAUCUUCCUUUGUAUUUAGUCAUAAACUCUUAAGCUGGCAGCUAUAACCAAGGAUCAGAAAAUGGUGCAUUCCGCUUCAUGUAAUUAUCUCUGCUAAUUAUGAGAAGCAGAAUUAAUUAAUUUUGCCUGGGUGGUUUCUAAAAAAGAGAGAGAGAGAGAUGAUAAUUCUUAAACAUUAGACAUUAGUUUUUAUUUUUGCUAUUUCUUUAAGCUGUCUGAUGUGCCACAAAUUUAUUUUAAGGUGUUUGUUUUUUAUAAGAAUUGUUUUAAGAGUGUUCUCAUGAGAUUAGUUGUAGAUAUUUUUAAAAAUACAACUGCGUUUUAAAAGUCUGAGUACUGCUCUAGACAAGUAUUGAACUCUGGAGAGAAGGGAGGUGGUGGAAGCUGUAUGACUUUUGUAUUUCCGUGUUGUCAAAUAAAGGUCAGAACAUCAACUGUGCACACCUGCUGUUCCAAUGAGGACUGUUGGCCUCUGUGGCUCUAAGUAAAGGGGCUCAUAUUUUAAGUUGACUGUUAUGUUGUACAUUAAUCCACUCUAAUUUUUAAAAUCUUGAUUGACUGUUUUCCUUGUUAAAUAAUUUUUAAAAAUAAAAAACUGGAAGUUCUUUGCUUUA
Molecule: messenger RNA, 4340 nt
Organism: Cricetulus griseus (Chinese hamster)
Lineage: Eukaryota; Metazoa; Chordata; Mammalia; Rodentia; Cricetidae
Source: RefSeq, a predicted model, not a curated record